AUGGCCAGCCACGCUCCGUUCGACUGCGAUUAUGCCGCGCCCUCGACGGCCAUCGACACGGCAAUCGAGGGUAGCUCCCAAUUCACCGCCAAGCAAGAGGGCUCGCCCGUUCCUUCGCGCUCAACAUCGCUUGGACUAGAAUCGGUCAUUACAGACAGCAUCGAGAAUAAUGGGGUGUCAACGACUGUCGGGCGAAAGCGCAAGCUGAACAGCACGUCAUCGCGAGGCGUUCACAACCUCACACCCGAUCAAUUGGCGAAGAAACGUGCCAAUGAUCGCCAGGCGCAGCGCGCAAUCCGCGAGCGCACCAAGGGGCACAUUGAAGCUUUGGAGCAGCAAGUUCGGGAUCUUUCGUCUCAAAAGCCCUUCCUCGAUCUGCAGGCUGCCGUUCAACACAAUGAGCGCAUUAGGUCGGAGAACAGAGAGCUACGCCAGGGGCUCAAGGCGGCGAUGGAUAUCAUACAACCUUUACUUGCAAAACCGGAGCCGAGUGAUCUACCUUCGUUUCUCUCUCUACCGACAUCCAUCCCACCCCCGGCCCAUACUCCUCCCUUCCUCGAUUCGGAACACUUGACACCUGGUAGCCAAGCUGGAGGGCCAGCCGACAGGUCAUAUGACGAGUCUAUUGCAAGCCAUGACACACCUUCACCCGCACGGUCAACUUCCGCCCCAGGGAGUCGCCGCAACAGUAGCAAUGGAACCCUACAGACGUCUUCAUUCCGCAAUGCGCUGGAUUCACAGCGCCAUCACGUCGCCCAUGGGCUAGACUUCAGCGUGGAGGAACGAUUAGGCUUCAAUUUUCUCUUGGAUCCUUCCCAGAAUGUUCCCAAAGUCGACCGUCUUCGGCGCAGCAGCUCUGAGAAUAUCCGGGCUACUCAUUUAACAACCCCGUCACCACUUUACUUGCAACCACUGGGUUACCCCACAUCCAACCAGGCUCCAAGUGCAUUUGCUACUCCCAUCAAAAACACCGGUCCUGUAUGUCCGUUGGACAGCAUCCUGCUGGACUUCCUACAUAACCGGCAACGCGAGGCGGCGCAGGGAAUCCCACGCCAGAAGCUCGUUGGACCACCAUACCCGAGUGUUUCUUCACUUUUGAACCCCGAGAAGGGUGCAUAUUCGCACCCUGUGUCAAAAGUGUUCACGGACAUACUUCGCACGUUCCCCGACAUCUCCUCACUACCAGAGCAAGUUGCCGUGCUCUACACCAUGUUCCUUCUCAUGCGGUGGCAGAUCUUCCCUACCCAAGAGAACUAUGAUAGAUUACCAGAAUGGCUCACGCCGCGUCCUACACAACUUCUUGAGGCCCAUCCGGCCUGGGUCGACUAUAUACCUUGGCCCCGAAUGCGUGAUCGGGUUUCCACAAGUCACCACGAUUAUCCGUUUGAGAAUUGGUUCAUUCCCUUCACACGUGGCUUGUCUGUUAAUUGGCCAUACGAAGCUACCGACUGCCUGCUGUCAGCCGGUGACUCGGACGAGCUACUCAUAAAUCCUGUUUUUGAGCGACACAUGCGAAAUCUGAAUAACUGGUCUCUGGGUCCGUUGUUCGCAGAGACCUAUCCAAAUUUGGUCGAUGCCACGCGAAUCAGACCUGAGGUGACCAAGAAGCCAUCAACACCGUGUCCCUUACCACCCUCUUGA
Molecule: messenger RNA, 1641 nt
Organism: Penicillium atrosanguineum
Lineage: Eukaryota; Fungi; Ascomycota; Eurotiomycetes; Eurotiales; Aspergillaceae
Product: bZIP transcription factor
Exons: 2
Coding region: 1-1641 (546 amino acids)
Biological process (GO): regulation of DNA-templated transcription
Molecular function (GO): DNA-binding transcription factor activity
Source: RefSeq, a predicted model, not a curated record